Messenger RNA from Nicotiana attenuata, 1502 nucleotides. RefSeq names its product cysteine proteinase 3-like. Gene Ontology annotation, biological process: immune response. Lineage: Eukaryota; Viridiplantae; Streptophyta; Magnoliopsida; Solanales; Solanaceae. The transcript is spliced from 8 exons. The record is from RefSeq and is a predicted model, not a curated record. Gene Ontology annotation, cellular component: lysosome. Bases 154 to 1230 code for a protein of 358 amino acids. Gene Ontology annotation, molecular function: cysteine-type endopeptidase activity.
AAAAACGACACAUGAAUAUUUAAUGAAAUUAUCAAGAAAGCAUCUUUACUCAAGACUGUCAGACAGCAGCAUUACAUAAUGUACAUUUCCUUGUCCUAAACUCCUACUAGUAAUACUCAAUUCCCACGUUCCCCGAGGAAGAACAACAAUACGAUGACUCGGGCCUCGAUUAUAUUACUCAUCGCGAUCUUAAUCGCCGCCGCACGAGGCGGAGCGUUGACGUUUGACGAUGAUAAUCCGAUCAGGCAAGUUGUAGUAUCCGACGGUUUGCAGGAGCUGGAGAAUGGAAUUCUCCAAGUCAUCGGCCAAACGCGCCGUGCUCUCUCCUUCGUUCGCUUUGUUCGCAGGUAUGGGAAGAGAUACGAGUCAGUUGAGGAGAUCAAGCAAAGGUUCGAGAUAUACUUGGACAAUCUGAAGAUGAUUAGAUCUCACAACAAGCAACUACUUUCCUACAAACUUGGUGUCAAUGAGUUUACCGACCUAACAUGGGACGAGUUUAAGAGAGAAAGGCUAGGAGCUCCCCAAAACUGUUCCGCUACCACAAAGAGCGAUCUUCAGCUCACUAAUGUCAACCUACCAGAGACGAAAGACUGGAGGGAAGCAGGGAUAGUAAGCCCAGUGAAGAAGCAGGGCAAGUGCGGGUCUUGCUGGACAUUCAGCACUACUGGUGCUCUGGAGGCAGCAUAUGCCCAGGCAUUUGGGAAGAACAUCUCUUUGUCUGAACAGCAGCUCUUGGACUGUGCUGGAGGUUUUAAUAACUUUGGAUGCCAUGGAGGGCUUCCAUCACAGGCUUUUGAGUACAUUAAAUACAGUGGUGGUCUUGACACUGAAGAAGACUAUCCUUAUGCUGGAAAGGCUGGUGUAUGCAAAUUCUCGUCAGAAAAUGUUGCUGUUAAAGUUGUUGGUUCUGUUAAUAUCACCAAGGAUGCUGAAGAUGAACUAAAAUACGCGGUUGCAUUUAUUAGACCGGUUAGUGUAGCUUAUCAGGUGGUAAAAGGUUUCAAACAGUACAAGGGUGGAAUUUACAGCAGCACCGUAUGUGGCAACACUCCCCAAGAUGUGAACCAUGCUGUUCUUGCUGUGGGAUAUGGUGUUGAAAAUGGUACUCCGUAUUGGCUGAUCAAGAACUCAUGGGGAGCUGAAUGGGGUGACAAUGGAUACUUCAAAAUGGAGAUGGGAAAGAACAUGUGUGGUAUUGCAACUUGCGCAUCAUACCCUAUUGUUGCUUGAAUUCCCAUAUCAGAUCUUGUUCAAGUUGGCUUGCGACAAGUAUCCAUGCCCAGUGUUAGAUUUAUGUUAAAAGGCUGAUGAAGGAUUCCAUAUACAGAGUUUACGUUGAUUCUUGUGCAGGAAAGUUCUCUGUAACUGUAAAUAAUGAGUUAAGGAUAUUGGACUGUCAAAGAUGUUAUUGAUGAACUGAUUUGCUUGGCUGAAUAAUUUUUAUUCCUUUAUAUUACUAAUAAAAUAUUUCUCAUCCUUGCCUCUAGGAUGUUUAAAUCGAA